AUGUCGAACACGCUUCCGCCAGGUUUUGACGGAGAGGUCAAGGGAACCAGCCCCAAACUGCUCGACAACUCUCCUGAGCGAGAUAGCAGUGCAGAAAGACAACUGAGGAGGAAAAUUGAUUCACGCCUCUUACCAGUGAUAGUUUUCCUCGCCAUAAUGAGUUCCAUAGAUCGAAUAGUGAUCAGUUUCGCAAGGUUGGAAGGCUUGCAGUCGGAUCUGCAUUUGACGGACAUUCAAUACGACACGGUACUCGCAACUGCCUACGCUUUAUAUUGCCCGGCACUUGUUCCAUCAAACAUGUUUUUACACCGUACUACGAGGCCAUCGCUGUACAUUGGAUGUUGUGCCAUUCUGUGGGGAAUCACAAGUGGUCUGACUGGGCUAACAAAGGACUACCACAGUAUCCUUGCGUGUCGUGUACUUCUUGGUGUACCUGAGGCUGCAUUUUAUCCGGGUUGUUCGUAUCUUCUAUCGAGAUGGUAUACGCACAAGGUGCUUCAUGUGUUCCGUGCGCCUAUAAGUACCUCCUUCUCAUGUUUUUCAGGAGCUUGGGUUACGUUAUUGGCUGCCGCGGUUUUAGCGACCUUGCAAGACAAGUUCCACUUAGCUGCCUGGAGAUGGCUGUUCUUUAUGGAGGGUACUGCGACUGUCGUUGUUGGAAUUCUGUCGAUGUGGCUGCUUCCUGACUACCCCCACAAUACUCGGUGGCUGAAUGCCGAAGAGAGACGCCUUGCACAGCUUCGACUCGCCAAAGAUGUCGGCGAAGCAGAUAUAGACUCGGAAGAGGCCAGCAUUUUCGAGGGUCUGCGAAUGGCCAUGAAAGAUACAAAGGCAUAUCUCUUUAUGUUCUUGGCUUUCAUCCUAUCCUUGGCAGCGAGUUUCAUAAAUUUCUUCCCCACGUUGACUGCCACCCUUGGUUACUCCACAACGAUUACCCUUCUGAUGUCUGCGUUAGUGCUGUUCUUUGUUUACCGCACUGGCGAACGUUUCUUUCACCUGGUGACAUAUUGGUGGAUCGCCGUUAUCGGAUUUAUCAUAUCACUAUCGACUAUGGCAACCGCUGCAAGAUACUUCUCGCAGUAUUUAAUGACCCUACGCUUUAGCAGUAUGUGUGACAUGCUGUUCAUUGCAUGGGUCGCCAAUGCAAUCCCUCGUCCGCCCGGUAAACGGAGUGUUGUGAUUGCUCUCACGAUUGGCGCCGGGAACGCCGGAAUUCUCGUUGGUUCAUAUAUCUGGAAAGAGAGCUGGAGCCCACAGUAUCGCCCCUCGUUCCUGAUAUGCCUCAUUUCCCUCUUAGCAGGAAUAGCCAUCACCUUCGUUAUUCGGAUCAUGCAAAUACGGGAAAACAAGCGAAUGGAACACCUGGAGGUGGACGAGUUGGAAAAGGAUGCACGUGAACGCAUCGAGAAAGCUGCAGAAUUGGAGGGCAUGACGUUUGAUGAUGCCUUCGAACGUAGGAAACGCUUGCCGACUAUCUAUUAG
Molecule: messenger RNA, 1482 nt
Organism: Pisolithus orientalis
Lineage: Eukaryota; Fungi; Basidiomycota; Agaricomycetes; Boletales; Pisolithaceae
Product: major facilitator superfamily domain-containing protein
Exons: 17
Coding region: 1-1482 (493 amino acids)
Biological process (GO): transmembrane transport
Cellular component (GO): membrane
Molecular function (GO): transmembrane transporter activity
Source: RefSeq, a predicted model, not a curated record